AUGGCGCCCUCCAACGUCUUCUCCUACCUGCGCCCGCACCACCGCCGCGCCCACUCGCAGCCAAACUCACCCGAGCCGCCCGUGUCCGCGUCAUCGCAGAUCUCGCCUACCACGCCCCAGCACUUCCAGGACAUCUUCUCGCCCGCCACCAACCCCCAGCUUCCGCUCCCUCCGCUCCCUCCGAACCCCCACCGUUUCCUCGCAGACCAGAGCAGCUCCGCCUCCAAUUCUCCCGUCAGCCCCUUCCCGCCCGUCCUGCCGCCCAUCCCGCGCAUUGCCAGUCGGAGCGAGCCGCCCGCGCCCCAAAAACAAGUCCCACGGAACAAGCGGCGGUCAGCGCCCCCGCCGCCUGCCAGCGCAGCCCAGAAGCUUGGGAGACAACAGCAGCAGCAGCAGCCGUCACGGCCGUUUGGUGGUCCCGGAACUGCUGCGCACCAAGGUGGCAGCAGUGCUGUUGCUGGUACCCAGCAGCUCUUGUCACCGCCGCCCGACCAGCCACGACCGUCCCCGGACUCGGUGCAGGCCCCAGACAGCUGGCGCGACCCGGCGACGACGAGCAAGAGGGUGAGCGCCCCGACGGGCUUCCGGUCGAGGGGUCAGAGAGCACAGUCAGGCGCUGGUCAAAAUGGUCCGUUGAUAGACCAGGUGCCGUCCUUCUCGCACAGUGACCCGCCCGCGCAUGCCCCCACACCGUCCUUCCAGAGCCCGUACAUGAUGAGCCAGUCCUCGCUGUCCUCCUCCGGGCUAUCGGAGAAGAUGGCCAGCUCCGGAAAGCCUGCCGCCUCGGCCCAACAUGGAAAGAGUGGCAAGAGAGGUCUGAACUUGCUGAACCCCAUGUCAUUACUGCUCAGAAGAAGGUCUGCCCAGGCAUUACAACAUCUUUCAGAAGAGAGUCUCGUCACUCACCGCAGCAACGUCGUCCCGGCAAUGGCGCUUGGGGACGACUUCGACCCGAGUAUCCGAGGUCACAUUGUGCACGACUUCAGCGCUCCCAAGCCCCGGAGAGCCGUGUCUUACGAUCCCGCGGCGAACAACUCUUUCCGUGUCAGGGAUUUUGAUCUUGGAAGGCUGUCUCGGCGGAGAGAUGACGAGAGCAGUCCAUCGAAACGUGACCGUUCACACACUCCUGUGUUCAAGGAGAAUUUCGACGACAACACCGAGGCAGACGAUGAAAGAAGAAAGUCGGCAAUCCGCGCCGAAACGCUUGCGAACCACGACUUCCUUGCACGAAAUGCAGUUCCCAGCUCGGAACCGGAGCUUCCUGCACCUCCGUUUGCUCGAACAGCCGCCAAUGCUCCGCAUCUAGCGCGGAUAUCCAUACCGCCACCGCUCGACCAAGUGCCGAUCCGCGAUGAUGCCCCGGGAGGACUGGCAACGGUUCCGGAAGCGAGCCCGACCUCGCCCGUCUCGGUGGAGUCAAAACGAUCAAGCGCCACAAAGGCGUCGCCAAAGACGCGGUCAAGAGCGACGUCUGGAGCCGACUCUAGCUUUCAACCAGCUGGCCUUCCGACGCACAUGACGAGCAGGGCCUCCCGCUUCAGCUUCCAAAUCGCAGGAGUCGAUUCAGCGGCACAGGAGAAGUUACUCGAGGAGAAGCACCGGCAGAAAGUUGCGGCACGGGAGCGGAACAGAGGUGCCGACGACGGUGACGAAGAGGAGGACGACUUCGACUACGACAAUAUAGAUGAUGACUUGUUCCCUGGGUUUGAAGAGGAGGUACCAACUAUAGGUGAAGAUUUGGAAUACCCUGACGAUUACGGGUACGGAGGCUACGGAGGCUACAGCAACGUAGGGACAGCACCCGGGUUGGCAUCAUACGACAUUAACUCGAUGAAUGUGAGAGUGCCAUUCAACAGUACUCUGAGUCCAAUCAGCGCGGGUGGGUCGUCGCUUGCUACACCACCAAUCGACGCUUUCGGCAACGUCAUUGGUUCGGCAACCGCCGACGACCAGCAGAAAGUCGCACCUACACCAAGCCCACUGAGUGCUCCUCCUGUAAUAGGCAACCACGAGGACAGCCAAGGAGCUGCCGGACUUGGACUCAUCGAGCCUGAGCAAGUCGCCGACGAACUCGGCCAAACACAUCUCAGCCCGUCUACCAGCUCAACCUCUGCACAGCAGGCGGCGCCCACACAGCCGGCCAGAGUCAACAUCCUAGACGACGACGACGACGACGACGACGAUAUGUAUUUUGACGAUGGCAUGAUUGGAGAGCCAGAUCCGCCAGAGCAUGAUGAGAAGUUUGAUGAAUCUGUUUUCGACGAUCCGAAUCAUCCGCUUUACGAACGUCCCGCACCAGUCAUGAAAUCUCCGCCGCUCGUGAAUGCUGGGCCGGAUUCCGAUGAUCUCGAUCCUGAAGAUGAGCACACGUCUAAGACUGGACUGGCACCACAUCCAUCUAUGCGUGGAAAUGGCCCGCCGUUCCAGGUCGCCGGCGAUCCUUUGGAGUUCAACAACCCCAAGGAUUACUUCAGUGCCCUGGUCCAAGCUACACACAAAGCGGAGGCAGACGGGCGAUUUGUGCGAAAGAACAGUGUUGCCACGACCAACCUGUCUGCCCCGAGCAAGGACGAGGACGACGAGGACGAGGACGAGGAGCAAGCGCAACAGACUCGGAACGCUAUGCGCGACUCACAAGACACCGCCCCAGACCUGGUUCCCGAUUCAAGUCGUGUGAGCGCUGCUACCGAAACGUUCUCGCCCAAUGCGAUACAUGAUAUCGGAGACAUGGGCUUCGAUCCAAACGCGUACGAAGAUGACUUCGGAGAUGGGUUCGAUGACUACGACAGUGCUCUCGAGGACGAUCCGAUCAUCGCCGCUGCAAACGCUGAAGCUCUGGCAAAUGACUACGAAGGCGAGUAUGGCUCUGAAUUCGGCUUUUACGCUUCUGCGGGUGGAGGCAUCGACGCCGUUUACGGAGGGUUCUUCGGCCCCAGAGACAUGAUAGGACGUAGCGUUAGCGGCCGCUACGCAGUAAGGGAACCCAACCUCACCCCCAUCACGGAACGCUCCGAGUACAGUACCCGCAACUCUUUUAUUGGCAUGGGUCCAUUGUCUGCUGGCCCCACGAGCGCCGGAAUCCCUGGGCAGCACACUUCAGCCGGCGCUCUUCCGUCACCUGGACUCGCGCAAUUGGCGCGAAUGAGUCCCUACGGUUUUCCUCCGGGCUCCGAAGACGACCAUGACUAUGACUAUAGCUUCGAGCAGUUAAUGAAGUUACGAAAGGGCGCCUUUGGUGCCGCCGGUGGUGCGAGCCCCGGCGGAAGUGCUGCCAGCAGCCCAAGGAACUCGAGUCCCCUAAGCUACUUUCCUGGCAGCUUCCCUGGUCGAAGCAGCCCUGUCGCAACCAGAGCAAAAAGUGCAUUGGAUACCUAUACGGACCUUCCUGAAGUUGAGGAAACACCGAACGAGCCCAGUGAAGUCCAUGAAGGUGACGAGGACGAUGGAGGGUCAGAUGGAGAUGAGGCUGCGCUAUUGGAAGUCAACAGAGCGGACUCCGCAUCAGACACCACCAAUCCUGACAGUAAGCGCAGUAGCUUACAACAGGAGAAAGGCAGUGCGACCAGCCCUAUUUCAUCCACUGAGAAGAAGGUACCGCAUCAAAUCAAUACCAACUACGAAUACUUCCUCCCCGAUCAGCCGGGGAAUAUCCCCGUCUCCGUCCCCACUUCCGCCAUCUCCACCACCUCUACCAACUCUCUUCCCACGAGCCUUACAUCUGCUGGCGGCGCUCACUCUACGUCAGCAUCAGUGUCGAACAUCGCUUCCGCUCCGCUAUUCUCAUCGAAUUCAUCACAACCGCUGCAGUCCAACUGCUCAUCAAUGACCGAACCCCGCCCUUCAUCCUCCGAUCAAGCCAACAAUUUCCCUCUUGGUUUUCACAGCAACGCUGCCAUCAGUCGCGAUUCCUCUCAGUCUAUCGCUGUUCUUUCCCCGCUGUCUCCGUCCUUUCCAGCUCCGUCAGCCAACUUCGCAGAUCAUCCUCACUACAAGUCCGGCGGUGGGAGACACAGCAGGACAAGCAGCGGAGGUAUGGACAGCGUGGCGUACAUCAAGGAGCGCGUCGAGACGGAAGGGCAUGGAUCGGACGGACGGCCACCGGAAUUUCGAUGGGUGCUGGAAAGGCGGAGGACGAGCGGUACUGGGGAGGUAGAGGUCAUUGGCAGAGAGAUCGUCGAGGGAGGGAGGAUUUAA
Molecule: messenger RNA, 4194 nt
Organism: Diplodia corticola
Lineage: Eukaryota; Fungi; Ascomycota; Dothideomycetes; Botryosphaeriales; Botryosphaeriaceae
Exons: 1
Coding region: 1-4194 (1397 amino acids)
Source: RefSeq, a predicted model, not a curated record